CGUCAAAUUGCUGUAAUCAGAGUGAAGCAGCCACGGCGUCAUUUAUAGAGGGAGGGAGUUCACACUAGACUACAAGCAAGAGAAAGGUAGGGUAGCAGAUCGGCUAUGGCGUCGACUAAGGAACAUGAAAGCUUUGUCUACGUCGCUAAGCUUGCUGAGCAAGCUGAGCGCUAUGAAGAAAUGGUGGAUGCCAUGAAAAAGGUUGCUGAGCUCAAUGUUGAAUUAACGGUUGAAGAGCGAAACCUUCUCUCAGUUGGGUAUAAGAAUGUAGUGGGUGCAAGGAGAGCUUCUUGGAGGAUUCUGUCUUCGAUUGAGCAGAAAGAGGAAGCAAAAGGGAACAAUCUGAGUGUGCAACGUAUAAAGGAUUAUAGACAAAAGGUGGAGUCGGAGUUGUCAAAUAUUUGCAGCGAUAUUAUGACUGUUAUGGAUGAGCAUCUUAUUCCCUCUUGCUCUGGUGGUGAAUCCAGCGUGUUUUUCUACAAAAUGAAAGGUGACUAUUAUCGGUAUCUGGCGGAGUUUAAAUCUGGUGAUGAGAGAAAAGAAGCAGCUGAUCAGUCCAUGAAAGCAUAUCAGACAGCUUCCUCUACAGCUGAGGCUGAGUUACCUCCCACCCAUCCCAUCAGGCUGGGUUUGGCUUUGAAUUUCUCUGUAUUUUAUUAUGAAAUUUUGAACUCCCCUGAAAGAGCCUGUCACCUUGCAAAGCAGGCCUUUGACGAAGCAAUCGCAGAGUUGGAUACUUUGAGUGAGGAGUCUUACAAGGACAGCACAUUGAUUAUGCAACUUCUAAGAGACAAUCUCACUUUGUGGACAUCCGAUAUUCCUGAAGAUGGAGCUGAAGAACAGAAGGAGUCCAACCGUGCCGUUGGAGGUGAAGAUGCUGAGUAAAAGUGACGAGGCCAUUGGUUAGGGCUUUGUGUUGUCAAUACGAGAAGGCUAGUCUCUAUUCAACUCUUGGUGGUUUUCUUUCUCUUGGAAGAAAGUUCUUAGUCUACCAUUAUUGUGACAGAAAAUGGAAGUUUUGUGCUAGAAACUUGCAAACUCUAGGGCUUUAUUUCCCCAAUUGACUAAAUGGAAAGCAUUUUGAAGAUUUGCUGUAGGAAUCUCCCAUUCUGCACAUCUUUCUGAAGCGAUAGCGUGUAUUUGUGACAUAUUUGGACGGCUAUGAGUUGAUGUGUGCGUUUGUCUUUUCUUUA
Molecule: messenger RNA, 1193 nt
Organism: Prosopis cineraria
Lineage: Eukaryota; Viridiplantae; Streptophyta; Magnoliopsida; Fabales; Fabaceae
Product: 14-3-3-like protein C
Exons: 7
Coding region: 106-885 (259 amino acids)
Biological process (GO): signal transduction
Cellular component (GO): cytoplasm
Source: RefSeq, a predicted model, not a curated record